Messenger RNA from Eutrema salsugineum, 1328 nucleotides. Its product is annotated as GATA transcription factor 11. Gene Ontology annotation, molecular function: sequence-specific DNA binding; zinc ion binding. Lineage: Eukaryota; Viridiplantae; Streptophyta; Magnoliopsida; Brassicales; Brassicaceae. The transcript is spliced from 3 exons. Gene Ontology annotation, biological process: regulation of DNA-templated transcription. Bases 143 to 1030 code for a protein of 295 amino acids. The record is from RefSeq and is a predicted model, not a curated record.
CCAAAUUUGAACCUGCAAAUCCCUAAAUCCCUAGUUUCGAUUCGUACGACUCUCUUCUCUCUGUUGUUCAAUUAUACUGGAAGGUUCGUGCGUCUCUCUCUCUCGCUUUCUCUCUCGACGUUUCUUCUCUUGAGUAGGUAGAAUGAAUUGGUUGCCUGAGGAGGACUUGAAAGGUUUCUUGGAUGAUUUCUUUGAUGAUUUCCUACCAGAAGACAUCGAUACCACCAACGGUGAGGGAGAUUGGGAUGCCAAAUUUCAAGACCUCGAGCCUCCUCCCAUGAAUAUGUUCCCGAGUUUGCCCUCCGAGUUAACCUCCUGUGCCAUUAGCAAUGGUGGCCGUGUGGGGACUCAGAAGACCGUACCUAUCUUGAAACAGUCCACUUCUUCUGGAGCCUUAUCCGGCAUAAAUAGCGCUCUCCACCAAUCUUCAUCACCUCCGGAUAUUAAAGUGUCAAAGCUAUUUCAGUCUUCAAGCCCAGUGUCAGUUCUUGAGAGCAGCGACGGUUCUUUCUCGCCCCAGAACUCCAGAUCUCAGAGAUUGACUUUCACUGUGAAAGGCAUGAGAAGCAAGCGCAAACGCCCCACAACACCGAGAUUUAGAUACCUGUACCCAUUUGAAUCCAGUAAGCCUGAAAAGUUAACUCCGGGCGAAUCAGAAUCUGAGACUUGCUAUUCUUUUGAGCGACAUGCCAAGAAGAAACGCAAGAUUCUCCCGACCAGCCACACAGUGUCUUCCAUUGCAGAGGCAAGUAACUCUGACGGGAUGGUCCGGAAAUGCACUCAUUGUGAGACAACCAAGACUCCGCAGUGGAGGGAAGGUCCCAAUGGACCAAAGACCCUCUGCAACGCUUGCGGGGUCCGGUUCAGAUCUGGCCGUCUAGUUCCAGAAUACAGACCAGCCUCAAGCCCCACCUUCAUCCCAUCUGUGCAUUCAAACUCACACAGGAAGAUCAUAGAGAUGAGGAGGACGGACCAGGGUCAGUUUGACACCAGCAUGGAGCUUAAUGACAAGAGGGAAGUGCAGUUUUGAUCUCUGAAACUGUGAUGAUCCGCAGAAAUGCGAACUCAGUGAAGGAAGAUGGUAUAAAAGUAGGGUUAGUGACUGUUUUAAAAUCUGAUGAAGAGAGUUUAGGGGUUUAGUUGUUAGGUCUAUUUCAUAGUGUUGUUUUAUUAUGUGUCUUAUGUGGUCUCCCAUUUUGCGAACAGUGUUUGCAGAAGCUGAUGUUUGGCUGACAUUUGAAGACGACUUAAAGCCAAUAUUUACUUUUUGUUUAGCCCGUUCACCGUUAUGUAAGGAUGGGCCGUUAAUUGCUGAUAUGCCAUUAAUG